Molecule: messenger RNA, 396 nt
Organism: Helobdella robusta
Lineage: Eukaryota; Metazoa; Annelida; Clitellata; Rhynchobdellida; Glossiphoniidae
Exons: 1
Biological process (GO): intracellular transport
Cellular component (GO): cytoplasm; nuclear pore
Molecular function (GO): GTPase activator activity
Source: RefSeq, a predicted model, not a curated record
GAUGACGAUCAUAUAUACUUUGAACCAGUUGUUUCAUUGCCUGAUAAUUUUCAAGUUAAAACAGGCGAAGAAGAUGAAACAGUUAUCUUUGCUGAAAAAGCUAAGCUUUAUAGAUUUUGCCAGAAUGAAUGGAAAGAAAGAGGUGUCGGAGAGGUAAAGCUCUUGAAAAAAUGUGAAACAAAGUUUAGAUUGAUUAUGCGUCGUGAGAAAAUAUUGAAAAUAUGUUGCAACCAUUGGAUUAGUUCCCAAAUGGAACUGAUUCUGAUGCCGAAUUCAAACAACAAAGCAUUCGUUUGGCAUGCUGAUGAUUUUGCUGAUGGGGAUGUAACACAUGAAAAGUUUUGUAUCAAAUUCAAGACUGAAGAAGUGGCAUUAUCUUUCAAGCAAUGCAUUGAA